CGUCAUACCGUAUUUCUGCGAACCGUUGAGUAGUAAUUCAAUUUGAAAAUCAUUUAUGAAUUGGCCUCAUGCCUUGUUAGCCUCAGUGGUGGGUGAUAAUGAGUCCCAUUGGUUCGUAAUUGCAUCGGUUAAAAUUGUUUAUAAAAAUGAGAACGAUAGCAUUGUGCCGGUCACUUGUGUUAAGCGUGUCGUAAGGGAAUUAUUUCUCUGUGUAACUCUUUGUGUGAGUGAAGAAUGGCAAUAGCUCAUAGCAUUUUACUGCUGCUUUUCGUGACGUCCAUGUGCGUGAUGGUGACAUUAGGCGCACCGAAUUUUUCCUACAUCAAAGGGAACGUGUCCUGCACGAUCGUGAAUCUUACCGGCGAAGGCAAGCCCGAAGACUAUUCCUUUCUCACUAACAGCACCGAGGAACUCAUUUUCGAUAACGCAACGAUCGGUGUGCUUGAUCUAACGCACCCGCUCGCUAGCAUACGGCCCUGGAAAGUGGUGCUCACCAACUCGAACGUUACACGCGUACUGUUUCCGGCAGCGAUGAGCGCCAGUGUAGUGCACCUGACGCACAUGGGCGUUGAGGAUGUACAGUUCGAAAACAACACAAGCUUGCAGGACUUCCGUGCCGACUACACUUCGCUGCAGGUGGUGUCACCGACCGUGUCCAAGCUGCUGACGCUCGACAUCCUCUGGAUAACGCACUCACAGCUGACCAACUUUAGCUUCGAUGUGUUGGAAAACUCGCCCGUCUCUUUGCUGUAUCUGGUGGGCAACAAGAUCGAGCUGGUCACGAUCACGCCCGGGCUGGUGUGUUGCCGCAAUUUGGAAGAACUAUUCCUCUCCGGCAAUCAGCUGAAACGGCUCGAUUUCGGCACGAUGGCACUGAUGAGCAAAUUGAAAACGAUCCUGCUGGAGGGCAACCGAUUGACUGAGGUGCAGCUAAACCUGCCGGAUAGGGAGCACCAGCAGAUGACGGUCAACGAGGCGGGCGAUGUGCAGACGUUUUGCUCGUGGCGUACGUACUACAUUGAGCAGGAGCAGAAGACUCAAGACGUGCCCAGGCCCAACUGUACCGACUACUUUGCGACACUGCUAUCGGUUCACAUGCCCAGGAACGCGUUUGAGCAUAUCGAUUUUGGCGUCUUCCGCCUGAUGAAUAAUCUAAACUCGCUGGAUUUAACGAAAAAUCGACUGCUGGAGCUGGUCGCAACCGAGGAGAAGGUGCCGAUAAGGUUGAGCGAGCUGUUCGCCUCCAACAAUAACAUAUCGGACGUAUAUCUACGCCCGUUCCCGGCAAUGAAAGCGAUCUAUCUGUAUGACAAUAAUGUAAAUGCGCUCAACAUGAGCAGCCUGCCAGAGGAGCUGGACUACUUGAACCUGGUCAACAAUCCGCUCGAUUGCAAUGAGCUACCGCAUAUAAACAGCAGCGUAAAAGCCCUGGGACCAUACACGGAGUGUUAGUGAAGCUGUGCUGAACUCUGUCCGCCGGCAAAAGAACUUGUAUUUCUGUUCAACUGUUUGUGAAUGUUCAGUUUAUAAUAGCUGCUCUUUGAGUUGUUUUAACUGUUUGUAGAAUAAACAUUAGAUCAGGGUUUGGUGGAAA
This is a messenger RNA of Anopheles gambiae (African malaria mosquito), 1594 nucleotides long. RefSeq lists its product as uncharacterized. The record is from RefSeq and is a predicted model, not a curated record. The transcript has 2 exons. Lineage: Eukaryota; Metazoa; Arthropoda; Insecta; Diptera; Culicidae. The coding region runs from base 235 to 1452 and encodes 405 amino acids.